Molecule: messenger RNA, 1728 nt
Organism: Diaporthe amygdali
Lineage: Eukaryota; Fungi; Ascomycota; Sordariomycetes; Diaporthales; Diaporthaceae
Exons: 5
Coding region: 1-1728 (575 amino acids)
Biological process (GO): transport
Molecular function (GO): transporter activity
Source: RefSeq, a predicted model, not a curated record
AUGAAUUUAACAUAUUGCAACACAACGGUGGAGGAAAUGGAGAUCUCCGAGAUCCCCAUGGCCGGCCCCUUCACAUUCCACGAGUUGGCUCUCAUCGUAUCCGCCGCAACCGCACUUCUUGCCAUGUUCACCAGUUUCUAUUUAAUAUGGAUGCAUGCGUUGAACUACACGAAACCAGAAGAGCAGAAAUACAUCAUCCGUAUCCUUCUCAUGAUACCCAUUUACGCUGCUUCAGCCUUCCUUCAGCUGAGGUACUACCACCAGUCUGUCUACUUCGCAGUCAUUUCCGAUUGCUACGAGGCCUUUGCCAUCUCAUCCUUCUUUGCGUUGCUGUGUCAAUACACGGCGGCCGACCUCCAUUCGCAGAAACAAUUCUUCAGAGAGCUGCAACCCGUCAAACAAUGGGUUUGGCCAAUCAACUGGUUCAAGAAAUGCUGCGGAGGCGAUCGGGGCCCGUGGCGCACGCCCGUUAGCGGUCUUACAUGGUUCAACAUCAUCUGGAUUGGAAUAUACCACUACUGCUUUAUACGUGUCGCCAUGACCAUCACCGCCGUUGUGACCAACAAGUACGACCGCUACUGUGAAAGCUCCAACAGUCCCUACUUUGCACAUAUCUGGGUCGUCAGCGUUAACUGUAUCGCCGUUACUAUCGCCAUGUACUGUGUUAUCCAGUUCUACGUACAGCUCAAGAAUGAGCUCGCCUCCCACAAGCCUUUCCUCAAGGUCUUGGCUAUCAAGGGUGUCAUUUUCCUCAGCUUCUGGCAGACGAUGGCUAUAUCUGUGGGGACUUCCGAGUUCGACAUCAUCUCUCCCAGCGCGAAGCUCUCUUACCCAGACAUAGCAAUCGGUAUACCAUCCCUGCUGUUGUGCAUUGAGAUGUUACUGUUUGCCAUUUUGCACAUAUGGGCAUACCCCUGGCGACCAUAUCGACAGGACGCACCCCCGAUAUUCUACCCCUUGCCGUCCAAGGAUUCGACUGCACCACCACAAGAGAAUUUGCAUAUCCCGCCGGCCGGAGGCGCGGUGGGUUUGAAGGCGAUCUGGGACGCUUUGAACCUAUGGGAUGUCAUAAAGGCGUUCGGUCGCGGCAUGCGUUGGCUCUUCGUGGGGGCUAAGCGCCGCCGCGAGGAUGCCAGCUACCGCAAGAACGCCGACAUCAACAUGGAUGGUAAGGACACGUCAUAUCCCUUACAUCCAUAUGAUCGGGUGCCUGGGGGCAAGAGCACCGACCACUUGCCCAUUGCGACCGAGUUUCGACGAAGUACAUUUGGCAUGAACCAGCAUCCAGGAGCGCAUGGGGGUAUCAGUCCCAUCCAUGAGGAGGGCCAUGAGGAGGGAGCUGGCCUGAUUGCCCACGCCCAAGACGAUCCGUCGAGUAAUCCUCCCCACGAUCCGUAUGACCGUUAUAAAGAAGACCAACCUUACGAGUCCGAUCUAGGAUAUCGAGGAGCUGCGCGAUUCCAGCAAGCGCCCGAAUCCUACGCUUCGCAAACACUUGCUUUCCAAGACCGUCAGCAGCCUGUACAGACUCAUGCGCUUUCCGCCGACGGCUACCACCAAAUGUCGAGUCCAACGAGACAGCAUAUAAGCCCAGACGAGCGAGAUUUCCAGUCAACAGGGUAUGCGGCCGAGCCUGCGCGGCGUGGCCCUGAUAAUACACAACAGGUGGUUGGCGCAGCAUUAUGGGGUGCGAAUCCUCAUCAGCAUCCUGCCGGACCGAUGAUAUAG